Sphaerulina musiva SO2202 is the source of this 828-nucleotide messenger RNA. RefSeq names its product phosphatidylinositol glycan class L. The record is from RefSeq and is a predicted model, not a curated record. The coding region runs from base 1 to 828 and encodes 275 amino acids. Lineage: Eukaryota; Fungi; Ascomycota; Dothideomycetes; Mycosphaerellales; Mycosphaerellaceae. Gene Ontology annotation, molecular function: N-acetylglucosaminylphosphatidylinositol deacetylase activity. The transcript has 2 exons. Gene Ontology annotation, biological process: GPI anchor biosynthetic process. Gene Ontology annotation, cellular component: endoplasmic reticulum.
AUGCACACUCUCUCCUGGCAAAUUCCCAUCCUCAUCCUGGCAUUAUGGCUCUUCACAGCCUACAUGACCAGAGCAUUCCCAACCCUCACCGGCAAGCGGAUAUGCCUCGUAAUAGCCCACCCAGACGACGAAGCCAUGUUCUUCGCUCCCACGAUCCGCCAUCUCACGCGCCCAGAACUCGGCAAUCAGGUUGUAAUAUUAUGCUUCAGCAGCGGCGACGCAGACGGUCUCGGCCACAUUCGCAAAAAAGAACUCGUAGCAUCCGCUCUCCUGCUAGGUCUGCGGAAACCUGAACAUAUCGUGGUCAUUGAGGACGAGAACAAUUUUCCGGAUUCUAUGACGACUACGUGGGAUGCGAAACUCAUUUCGCAGACUUUGAUGAAGUAUUUUGCUCCUUCUCAGACGACGACGACGACGACGACGAAGAAUACCCUCAUUGACGUCCUGAUCACAUUCGACGAAGGCGGAAUCAGUGGACAUCCCAAUCACAUUUCGCUGCUACAUGGCUGUACGACUUUUCUGAGAACUUUGAUGCUGAAGCAUACUGGGUGGGAGAACCCUGUGAAGCUGUAUACGUUGACGACGACGAAUAUGGUGCGAAAGUACAGUAGUGUGUUGGACUCGUUGGUGAGCGUGCUGGCGAUUGUGUUGGGGAAGAAAGAACGGGGGGCUUUUGCCAGUCCGUUGCUCAUGGUGAGCUUACCUGGGGAUGUGAGAAAGGCGCAGCAAGCGAUGACUACGGCACACGUGAGCCAGAUGCGAUGGUUUCGAUGGGGGUGGAUUGGAAUUUCGCGAUACAUGGUUAUCAACGAUUUGAAGAAGCGGUAA